Molecule: messenger RNA, 693 nt
Organism: Closterium sp. Naga37s-1
Lineage: Eukaryota; Viridiplantae; Streptophyta; Zygnematophyceae; Desmidiales; Closteriaceae
Source: the annotation of a GenBank genome assembly
AUGAAGCCAGCUAGUAAGUCGACCCUGACGCAAGAUGGGCAGCCUGGACCUUCGUCGGUACCUGCCGGCUCAGGAAACCAGGUUGAUGACGAGGAGGAGGAGGAGGAGGAGGAGGAGGAGGAGGAGGAGGAGGAGGAGGAGGAGGAGGAGGAGGAGGAGAGCAACGAUGCAUACGACGAGCGUCCUCCGCGUAGCACGAAUCCGCGCACCUUGGAAGAAUGCCUCCGGCGGGAACUUGAAUACAUAGAUAACCUGCUCGAAAAGGAUGAGGAGGAGGACGAGCAGAACAUGGCGGAGCACAGGCUUAGGCACGUCGACGAGAUCGGCCACUACAUCCGGGACAACAAGAAGAAGAAUUGGGACAAAGUGGCCGAGGUCCCCCGGGAGUACAUCUGGCUGCACGGCCCUAGGGUAACCGAAAUCCGGAUGCGCGCCUACGUGAAGUUCAUGAUACGUGAGUGUAAGCUCGAUGCCGAGUCAAUCGAGGAGGGGAACAAUGCCUCGCGAACCCAGCCUGUGCAAGGUACAAUGGUGCACACGCUCCUUGUGCGCAUAAAGGCAUGCCAGAUGGCGGCGAGAGUGGAGGCGACGCUCUACCGGGAGAAGGAGCUGAGCAUCAUGCAGGAGAUCUCGGUGGUCAGAUCGGAGGUGCGGUUCAUGGUCCGCACCAAGAACGAGAGGGACGUCAAGUAA